AUGGAAUCAGCAACCCCCGACAUCGCCUCGCUUGGCGACUCAAGUGUUACGACCAGACUGGAAGACCAAGAGCCAAUUAGAGCAGAUGCAUCCAGAGGAACCGAGAAGCAAUCCGAGGCCGCAACGGAUACCACACUGCCUGUACCGAGUUCCCCUAUCUAUGCACCGGCACAAGCAGAUUUGACGAAACACCGCCGGCGAUGGAUUCCUCGAAUAUCUUCACGGCUGCGCAACACUCUACUCAGCACUAUGGGUCUUCUCGAACUCGCCAAUGCCGGUGACUUCGCAGCAAACGUCUGGAACGAGAUUCCUGUGCCUAUAUAUGCCAUCGUCUUCAUGGCCCUGGGCGGCACGCUGGCGUUGGUAGUGUCAAUUCUGGCUCUCAAAGACACUCUUUUGAGUUGGCAGAACGUAUGCUUCCUCCGUAUCGAGAGGGCUGCUUUGAACGCAGAAAGGCUGGAGCGUCUCCAACGAAAUCAGCCGACGCUGGACGUCGACGUUCUUCUUGACACGAAUUUUCGAGAACUUGGAAGCGAAAUCGCGAAUCGCUUCGGGCUAGACAUAUGCAGUGGGUUCGGCGCAUUUCUCAUCAGUAUCGGCACAUACAUGGCGAUUGGAGGGGCGAAUCGCCAAGCGUGGUUUGCAAGCAACAUCUUGUCAGGCUACCUCGGCAAUGCCCCAAUCGCUCUCUAUGGCCUGAUUAGCUCUGGGUGGUCGGCCCACAUCUUCCGCAGAGCUUCUCAGCACCAAAGACUCGCGGCCCAGUCGCCUCGCCUCCAGAGUAGCCGAGCCUUAAAGGUUAUUGAACGACGGACGCGCAAUGUUCACAUCUACACUUUGGUCAGUGGUGUGAGUAGCGUAAUUGGUGGUGGUGCAUCCAUGGUCACGGCGACAAGAUGGGAAGGCUACGUCGUACUCAUCCCAGUUAUUCUAUCAUCGAUGUUUUACAACUCGUGGCUUCGUCGCAAUGUGGCCUAUGAUAGACCAUCCGCCGGCGACUCAUUGCACCUGACCGAAGAGGCGAUCACUCACGAACUCGAGGUUGCAGAGAUGACCUGGCGAAAGAUUCGAGGCCAAUCCCGGCCAUUUCAGGAGCUGGUGGCCGACACAACGUCUCUAGAGGCCGUCACGGCGUAUCUCGUCGCCAAUGAUCUUCUGGAACAUUUCUGCCUGUCUCUCAUGAAAAGUGCUGUGGUCGCUCCUGUUUUUGUCGGCCAAGAAUUAACAGAUGUCACGAUAGACACAGAGCGUCUGUUGGAAACGCCAAAAGAGAUCCAUCCAACCAUGAUCGAAAUCGCAAACGAAACGAUCAAGCAGGAGGGCCCGAAGCACUUCGAUUACCGCCAACGAUACUUGUCUGAGAUUCUGGGGAGCAUGCUACGAUUAUCACUGAAGGCUGGCUGUGGAGGUUCUAUGACAGAAUGCUGA
This is a messenger RNA of Colletotrichum gloeosporioides, 1428 nucleotides long. RefSeq lists its product as uncharacterized. The transcript has a single exon. Bases 1 to 1428 code for a protein of 475 amino acids. The record is from RefSeq and is a predicted model, not a curated record. NCBI's taxonomy places the organism in Eukaryota, Fungi, Ascomycota, Sordariomycetes, Glomerellales, Glomerellaceae.